Epinephelus fuscoguttatus (brown-marbled grouper) is the source of this 1497-nucleotide messenger RNA. It is a transcript of the gene vps36, whose product is annotated as vacuolar protein sorting 36 homolog. Bases 73 to 1221 code for a protein of 382 amino acids. Gene Ontology annotation, cellular component: late endosome membrane; ESCRT II complex. NCBI's taxonomy places the organism in Eukaryota, Metazoa, Chordata, Actinopteri, Perciformes, Serranidae. Gene Ontology annotation, biological process: protein transport to vacuole involved in ubiquitin-dependent protein catabolic process via the multivesicular body sorting pathway. The record is from RefSeq and is a predicted model, not a curated record. The transcript has 14 exons. Gene Ontology annotation, molecular function: ubiquitin binding; phosphatidylinositol-3-phosphate binding.
GUAAACAUAAAAUAACGUCAGGGCUCUGCAGUGGAGCAGAACAAGGAACAAUUGUUUGUCUAAACAUUAAAAAUGGACCGCUUUUCGUGGUCAAAUGGGCUCUUAGAAAUAAACGAAACUUUAGUAAUCCAGCAAAGAGGUGUCAGGCUGUAUGACGGUGAUGAUAAGGCUAAGCUGGACCUUGGAGUUGCCUUGUUGAGCACCCAUCGGCUGAUCUGGAGGGACGUCAAAAAUCAUGAAUGCUGCAUAGCCAUGCCCCUGUCACAGAUCAUCUUCUUUGAGGAGCAGGCUGCAGGAAUAGGAAAGAGUGCAAAAAUAGUUAUCCACCUGCACCCUGCACCUGCCAACAAGGAGCCAGGUCCCUACCAACACAGCAAGUACUCUUUCAUCAAGCUGUCCUUCAAAGAGCACGGGCAGAUUGAGUUUUACAGGAGGCUGUCAGAGGAAAUGACUCAGAAGAGAUGGGAGAAUACACCAGUUUCACAGCCCAUCUCCACAGGAACUGGCUCUCAGGCAGGAAGGACACGUGCCGUGGGGAUUGUUGGCAUUGAGAGGAAGAUAGAGGAGAGGAGGAAAGAAACAGACAAAAACAUUUCUGAGGCCUUUGAGGACCUCAGCAAGCUGAUGGUGAAGGCCAAAGAGAUGGUGGAGCUGUCUAAAUCUAUAGCCAACAAGAUCAAAGACAAGCAAGGAGACAUUACAGAAGAUGAGACAAUACGGUUUAAAUCGUACCUACUGAGCAUGGGUAUUGCUAACCCCGUUACAAGAGAAACAUAUGGAUCAGGUACACAUUACCAUAUGCAGCUGGCCAAGCAACUGGGAGAUAUGCUACAGGCCCCUCUGGAGGAGCGCGGGGGUAUGAUGGCUCUCACUGAGGUGUACUGUCUCGUCAACCGUGCUAGAGGGAUGGAGCUUUUAUCUCCAGAAGACUUGGUAAACGCUUGCAAGAUGUUUGAGUCUUUGAAGCUCCCGUUGAGGCUGCGUGUGUUUGACAGUGGUGUGAUGGUGGUCCAGCUGCAGUCUCACAGUGAAGAGGAAAUGAUAGCAUCAGCACUGGACAAUGUGUCAGACAAAGGCUCUUUGACAGCAGAGGAGUUUGCAAAGCUCCUGGGUCUCUCUGUUCUUCUGUCCAAAGAGCGGUUGUUGCUAGCUGAGAAGAUGGGCCACCUGUGUAGGGAUGACUCUGUUGAGGGUUUGAGAUUCUACCCAAACCUCUUUUGACCUGUUUACAGUCAUUAUUGUUGAGAUUUAAAACAAAAAAAGACUUAAACUGGGCUGAACUGUCUCUGCUGAUAGACUGAUGCAGAGCCACAACAUGUACAUACUGAUGCACAGCAGCAGGGUGCCUGCUCAGGUACAGUCUAUUUUCUGUCUAAGACCUACACUCUGAGAUACUUUUUCACAAACUGCCCAGGAUUAUGCAAAUACUGUACACACAGAAAAGUGAUGGAGUGAUCAUCAUGUGCGUUUAGUAAUAAAUGGGUUUGGGAAAAUUGA